Molecule: messenger RNA, 4890 nt
Organism: Boleophthalmus pectinirostris (great blue-spotted mudskipper)
Lineage: Eukaryota; Metazoa; Chordata; Actinopteri; Gobiiformes; Gobiidae
Gene: pdia5
Product: protein disulfide isomerase family A, member 5
Exons: 17
Coding region: 16-1704 (562 amino acids)
Biological process (GO): protein folding
Cellular component (GO): endoplasmic reticulum
Molecular function (GO): protein disulfide isomerase activity
Source: RefSeq, a predicted model, not a curated record
CACCUUUAGCUUGGCAUGUCGCCGUGGAAAACUACAUCUCCCACAAUCCGCAGCUUCUUGCCCGUGAAACCGUGGAAAACUGAUUGCGCAUGCGUAUCCAGACGUGGCAACGGCAUCAUGGCCUCUUGGAACCGCCACGGGAGUCGGAUGAGAGAGGCGAAAAUGUGGCUUUUGGUGCUUCUGGUGUGGCUGGUGCCGGUGCUGGAUGCGCUGAAGGUGUCUCCUCUCAUUGAGAAAGUGAACGACCACAAAGACUUCAAGAAGCUGCUCCGAACCAGGACCAAUGUUCUAGUGCUCUAUACCAAAUCAGCGACGUCAGGGGACCCCCAACUGAAGCUGCUGUCGGACGUGGCACAGACAGUGAAGGGCCAGGGGACGAUAGCCUGGGUCAACUGUGGUGACUCCGAGGGACGCAAACUCUGUAAGAAAGUGAAAGUGGACCCUGGAUCCAAAUUUGCGGGAUUCGAAAUGCUGCAUUACAAAGAUGGAACAUUUCACACAGAGUACAACAGACCGACUACUUUCAAGUCGAUGGUGGCUUUUCUCAAAGACCCUUCAGGCCCUCCGCUGUGGGAAGAAAACCCAGAGGCAAAAGACGUCGUUCACAUCGAGACAGAGAAAGAUUUCAGAAAGUUAUUGAAGAAAGAAGAUAGACCAAUUCUCAUGAUGUUCUACGCUCCAUGGUGCGGAGUGUGCAAAAGGAUGCAGCCCAUUUUUCAGCAGGCGGCCACAGAGACCAAAGGACGAUAUGUACUGGCAGGUAUGAAUGUCCACCCAGCAGAGUUUGACGGACUGAAGCAAGAAUAUAACGUCAAAGGCUAUCCGACCUUCUGCUACUUUGAGAAAGGAAAGUUCCUGCACCACUAUGAAAACUAUGGAGCUACAGCGAAAGACAUCGCAGACUGGCUCAGAAAUCCUCAGCCCCCUCAGCCGAAGACCCCUGAGGUGGCCUGGUCUGAGUCGGACUCGGCUGUAUUCCACCUCACAGACGAUUCCUUUGACAGUUUCCUCCAGGAGCACCCGGCCGCUCUCAUCAUGUUCUAUGCCCCCUGGUGCGGUCACUGUAAGAAGAUGAAGCCAGAAUAUGACGAAGCUGCAGAAGUCCUCAACAAAGCGUCUGAUAGUCCCGGCGUGUUGGCUGCUCUUGAUGCCACGGUGCAUAAAGCAGUCGGUGACCGCUUUAAGAUCUCAGGGUUCCCCACAGUUAAGUACUUUGUGAACGGAGAAGAAAAAUAUACUCUGCCCCAUCUGAGGAACAAGGACAAGAUCAUUGAGUUUAUGCACAAUCCCCAGGCUCCUCCCCCUCCAGAACAGUCCUGGGAGGAGAAGCCGUCCAGCGUCAGCCAUCUUGGAUCCGAGGACUUCAGAGAGGCGCUGAAGAAGAAGAAACACGCUUUAGUCAUGUUCUACGCUCCAUGGUGUCCUCACUGUAAAAAUGCAGUUCCCCACUUCACCACUGCAGCGGAGCUCUUCAAAGAGGACCGCAAGAUUGUGUACGCUGCAGUGGACUGUACCAAAGGACAGAACCAUGAGCUGUGUAAACAAGAGGGAGUGGAGGGCUACCCCACAUUCAACUACUACAACUACGGCAAGUUCAACGAGCGUUACAACGGAGACAGAGGGGAGGCAGGGUUCAUCGGCUUCAUGCGCAGCCUCAGAGGUCGCGACCAGGAGAAAGUUGGAAAGAGAAAGGACGAGCUUUGACCGGAUCCACGUCGCCCGCCACAGUUUGUCAUUGCACUGUGAACUUUGUCCUUUGCCCCUCGCUUGACCCCUGUAUCCCGGGGUCGCCCAUCCGCACUGACGGGGGAGAUGAAGACUUGAUGACCUCAGCGAAAGGCUAUUUUUUUAUACAAUGAUUUGUUUCAUAGAGAAGAGAUACGUACCACCAAACACCAUUGAAGACUUUGAAGAUCUUAAAGGGGCAUUUUGGGUUUUAAAUGUUGCUCCAAACACUGUGACUGCAUAUGACAUCCAAUACUGUAUCUAUGCAAUAUUAUGGACCCUUUUUUACGCAAGUUUAGGGGGUCCAUAGACUGGAGUUGGUGGUGGGCAUUGCCAUUUUUCAAGUUCUAAUGAUUUUUCUAUAUAGGUUAAUGCUGGAGAACUAAAAGAUAUUUACCAAUCAUUAAAUACUGGGCAAGUAAUGGGGUUGUUAGAUAGAAGGGAUAUAAGCACUGCUAUGGAUGAUUUCAAUGGUUUUCGUAAUCGUUUUUUCAAAUGGGCCACUAUAUGUGUUCUGAUUUGAAGUAGCGAUGUUGGACGAUAUGACAAAAUCAAAUUGGGAUGAUCUAUAUAUAUAAAUGGUUCUAUGGUGAUCCGAUGCUUUAAUACGGCUCUAUGCUUCCCGCCCGCUAAUCCUAUUGGUCAGCCUCUGUCAUUCUGAGAGUGAGUGACAGGUGGGCACAGGGUUUUUAUGGCAUCUUACAUUAUUGAUACUUUGCAGCCGAUGUCAUCAACGUUCCCUGGUGAUGCUCUGCUCUGUCUGUUACUGAAGUUAAUCUUUAAUCUGACCUUUGUUUUACAUAAUCUGACUAUAAAGAAUUUAUUUAGAUGGAACUGCAGCAGGUGAGAUGAUUUGAGAUCUUAAACAAGUCUCUCGCACAUAAAAUAGUAUUGAUCACAGGCUCCUGAAAAUGUUGUAUUGUUUUUCUUGCAUUUUCUUUUUUGGCAGUGUUCGUUAAUAUGUGCAUUGUGUCGCCAUGGUAACUGAUGAACAUUACGCUAUUUAGAUGCAUGUAGAAACUCCCUCACCCCUCCUUCCCCAGCGUGAUGCCACUGCUGCAAAGUAUCAAUAAAGUGUGUGUGUCUGUGUAAUCCCUCUUUCAUCCAGGUAGGUUCUAUUGCAAAAGAGCAUUUAAUUAUGUCAACUGGACGAACCUGAAUAGAUUUCAAGGCUUCUUUAGUCAGUAUUCACUCCAAAAACUUUAGUCCAGUUGACAGCAGUAUUUUGUUUUGUGAUUAUAAAGCGUUCUAAAGUAACAAAGAGUUUUCAGAGUUUUUAACAUCUCCCUACCGUAUGACUUAAGUGGGGCCUUAAACCAAAAUAAAAGAUAGCUGAAAAUACUGAAGAAUUAGUUGGGGUUUUGAGGCCUGGUGCCAUUUCAUUUUCCCUUGAGAGAGAUUUGAAUUAAAAAAAAAAAUACAAAAUGCCAAAUAUUAGUGCACAUAACGCUUGACAUUUCCACACUUCAGCAUUCCCAUAUUUUAAAUGAUUCCCAGGAUUCUGUCGUGAGGUGGAAUUUAAAUGUUUGAUUAAUAAAUAUUGGGUUGUGGGCAUGUUUCACAAAGAUGGAUACAACACAUACAGAUUAAUAAUUUACUUUAAUGUUUGAAAUAGAAGAAACAUUCAUCAUACCUUACUCAGUGUGAUCUCUACGGUUCUGAAUUUUGGCUACUGAUGGCAUUGUAAUUACUGCUUUAAUACAACUGGCAGUAUUGUGGUAACACUUGAUACACUUUAAAGGUGCAUUGUGUAACUUUUCUGGUGGAGCGUCCAUCACCUGCUUGUUUCUAUGGAUAUGUCAUUCCACAGUAUGACAUGAAACAGCUCUACCUUACAUUUUUGCAAUUCCAGAUGGUUUUAUAACUCAAAAAUAUCUAGAAAAACAGGGAUUCUGACUGAUCUGUAACUUGGUCUGGUUUGGUCUGCAUGAUGAUAGAAAGUUUUAAUGCCAUAGUGUGAAACAUUCCAGACAAAGCAGUAACAUCUCCAUGGAGAAAAGCAUUUGACAGACCCUCCACCAGAAAAGUUACACAAUGCACCUUUAAAUUGCCUUAAUAGAGGAUGAACAAAUGCUUAGUAACUUAAUACUCUAACCCCUUGAUUCAGUAGUUACUAAACCUGAAUCAUUCUUAACACACUUAAGUUCAUUAAGAAUUAAAUCUUUUAUCAGGUUUCUUAAAGAUAAUUUUAUGUUGUACUGAGUUGGUAUAAACAGGUUACAUGUGUGCCAAAAUAGAUUUCAAAGUUAAUGUUUGUUAAUGGUGCACUAUCUAACCUUUCUGCUUGUUUCCACGGAGAUGUUAUUGCAUGGAAUAAUCUUCAUGGAGACAAGCUGGUCAGAUCUGUGGAGAGGCAAGUACUACCCAAACUAAGAUUCUGGAUGCGUUUUCUUGAGGUAUAGGUUUUGGCAAUAAAAUCCCCUGUAAAUGAAUAAAUGGAGGAGGAGAUAAGCAAGUGACUCACCCUAUGCCAGAAAAGUUACAUAGUGCACCUUUAAGCAAAAUAUGCAAAUAAACAAAAACAGACUAAGCAUUAAAAUACAAUGUUGGGAAGAUUAACUACAAAAGUACAAUAACAAAAUACGAACAAAUCGCUAGUGAGUGCAGAAAGCAGCAUUUGUGACGAAAGCUGUCAAAGGCAAAUGGUUUCAUUGUUUGAAAAUGCAAAUAAUUCAAGUGUAUAUUUACUCUCUAUAGGCUGUUUUACUAGUGAAAAAAACUGGUCCAUUGAUACUUUGCAGCUGAUGUCAUCAACAUUCCCUGCGGUGAUGCUAACUGUAGGCACUGCUCUGUCUGAGGCUUUGUUUUAACACAAUCUGACCUGAAAGAACUCAACUAAACAGGACCGUGAAUACCCAUAUUGAUCACAGCCUCCUGAAAAUCUGUAGUUUAAAUCAAUGUAUGAGUUUUGAGACUAUUUUAAAACUUUUUAGGCUGUUUUUUGCUAAUAUACACAUUGUGUCAUCAGGGAAACCUCUGUAUAUUCUGUCAUACACAUACACGCAGAACAACCCCAGCAUGAUGUCACUGCAAAGUAUCAAUAUGCUAUGAAAUCCUACAAUCUACUGCUUAUGUUAUGCACCAAUGUCCCUAGUUGGAAUGCACCGUUCUUGGGUCCACCAUCUUGCAAAGAAAUGAAUACAAUACAGUUUACUAUCAGAAAAA